GUAUGGAGGAGGGUUAAGGCCUCGUGUGGAGAAUUUGGAAACCACGAUUGCUGGCAUCAAGGCGCACUAGGAUGCAGAGAUUACGAAGGAACGGAGUAAAAAGGAGGAAGAAGAACGUAUUAAGAAGGAGCAUGAGGAAGAAGAACGAAUAUUUUGAGAGAAGAAGGCAAGUGAAGAUUUUCAGGCAAAAAUGAAGAAAGAGAUCAGCAGUAGACUUGACUCAAUUAGAGAGCUGCUCGAGAGCAAGAAGGGGAAUGGCGACGAUGAGGUUGCCAAGUUGCGUUUGGAAAUUGAAGGCUUACCGAAAGCAUUACGCGAUGGUCAAGGUGCAUCGACGUCCGAAUGCAUUUUUGAUAAGUAUGAACGUGAAAUUGAGGAAGAAAGGGCCAGGUCGGAUCGCGGACUUACUGCAAUGGAAGGGGAGAUCGCAAGGUUACGGUCAGCCAAUGAAGAGGCCGUUGUCGCAGCUGAUGUUUGGAAGAGUGAAGCGCUUCGCCCUGGGAACAAGCGUGGGAGUAUCGUUGUUACCGCUACGCCGGUGCCUGGAGUACGAACUCGAGCUCGCACGGAUUCUUUACUAUCACCGUCUGUGGAAGAUCUGAAGCUCAAGGAGAAGGUAGAACAUCAAGAGCAUGAGAUUGAGCUCCUUAGGGAAUGGCGCCUUCGUGAGCUCAAAGGUCGUCGCGAGGCAGAACAGGAGUUGAAACUACUUACGGAGAAGAUGGCGAUGCUCGAAGUGGAGAGACGAACUCCUACGGCUUCAAACCUGAAGGCUCAGAUGGACAAGGUAGCCUCAACGGCGGAGAAAGGUAAGAAACAGCUCAGCCCGGAGGCAAUGGCGAUUGAAGCUAAUGAUCGAGAAACCUUCCUUCAAGAAACCAGAAAGAUGUUGAAGCCGCUCAAGAAAGAGAAGAUCGUUGCGCUCUGCGCGAAAGAAGGCGUUUCCUAUUCUACGUUGGACAAGACCAAGGAAGAGUUGGCGCUAAAGCGCGCUGAGAAGGCGUUUGGUCCUGUUAAAGAUCGUGCCGUGAAGAAAGGUGGGGUGGUUAUUCAUGAAGUUACCGAUGGUGACGAGCCAGGUGACGGUAGUACCGAGGUUAACUGUGAUUCGGCCACUUCUUAGGUUCAAUCCCGGACGCGUCGUGGUUUGGGAGUCUUUUACGGUGUUGCAUGCAGUUU
Molecule: messenger RNA, 1179 nt
Organism: Chara braunii
Lineage: Eukaryota; Viridiplantae; Streptophyta; Charophyceae; Charales; Characeae
Source: the annotation of a GenBank genome assembly